ACAAAAUUGUUAGGACAUCAGGAGCUGGGAGUGUUUUGAGCCUGUUCGAACAUGGAGCGCUGGGACUCGCUGGGAUUUUUGAUUGUCACAUUUAACUAUAAUGUGACUGUUGUAGGAAAGAUCUGGCUAAUGUUAAUAAUUCUGCUGCGAAUGGCAGUGGUAGUGUUGGCAGGCUAUCCCCUCUACCAAGAUGAGCAGGAGCGCUUUGUCUGCAACACCUUGCAACCAGGAUGCUCCAACGUUUGCUAUGACUUGUUCUCUCCCGUAUCUCACUUCAGAUUCUGGCUCAUUCAGACUGUGUCCAUCCUGCUACCUUAUGCUGCAUUCAGCAUUUAUGUUUUGCACAAGGUAGCUAUGUACCUUGUAAGAAUGCACUGUCUGGUGCAUGGAUGCAAAGGAAAUAAGAGUUUAUCAAGCCCCAAAGACAUGAAGGAGCUCUGUAGAAAUGCUGUUGUCAAUAGAGUAGAGUGUGAUGAAGAGAACCUAAGUGUCCUUAAUUUUUCUGGGGCAUAUACUGUUCAUCUCUGUUUUAGGACCCUACUUGAGGCUGCCUUUGCAGCUGCGCAGUAUUUUCUUUUUGGAUUCUUUGUUCCCGAGCGCUUUUCCUGCUACCAUUCACCUUGCACAAGCACAGUUGACUGUUAUAUCUCCCGGCCCACUGAGAAAUCCAUCAUGAUGAUUUUCAUCUGGGGAGUCAGCAGCCUGUCCUUUGUGCUCAGCCUUGCAGAUCUUGUCUGUGCUCUCCGGAGAAUGACAGCAAGAAGGCAAAAGAACAAGCUGCUGGCAAACCUCUGCAUAGAGAAGGAAUGCAUUUUAAAUCUUCCCCCACUACAGCACAGAAGCUCUCCUCCACCUCAAAAUGAAGACUGCCCAGUAUCAAAUAGCUGCCAGACCAGUGAUGGCUGCUGCUCACUUCUCUCUGAUGAGGAAGAAGAGCCUGUUCUUCAUUCUGAAGCUGUCCCUCAGCAAACUGCCAGCCCUAACCUUAACAGCACCAGCAACAAGUGCUGUGUAUCAGAUGAUCUUGCUGUUAAGCAAGAUAGCACUGAAGAACCGUUGUGUGCUAGUGACCAGCAAGGAACUACAUGCAGGCAAGUGAGACCGAGAUUUCAGCAAGACUUCGUUGAAGAGACUGCCCUGGUUUUGAGACCUCAGAUCAACUGUCACCUUGGAGUUUCUUCCUCUGCAGUUCAGAGCAACAUUUUAGAAUUCUACCCUUCAGCUGAGCUAAAAAACCUUGAUGCACAAUCAAAUUAUAGCAAUACUAGUUGCUUGAGGUCAAAGAAGUCAGAAUGGGUAUAGAGCCCAGAGUGAA
Messenger RNA from Manacus vitellinus (golden-collared manakin), 1315 nucleotides. It is a transcript of the gene GJD4, whose product is annotated as gap junction protein delta 4. Gene Ontology annotation, biological process: cell communication. The coding region runs from base 52 to 1302 and encodes 416 amino acids. The transcript has 2 exons. Gene Ontology annotation, cellular component: connexin complex. The record is from RefSeq and is a predicted model, not a curated record. Lineage: Eukaryota; Metazoa; Chordata; Aves; Passeriformes; Pipridae.